AUGGCAUCCAAACGGGACAGCUCUGUAUGCACGGGCAGCGCUAGCGAGUCCCUGUCAUCGCUUUCUGCAAAUGACUUUCGGACAUACAACCGCAUGUCAGAGCAAAUGGACGCAUUUCAUCAUCACUUCCGUUUAACCUGGGAUCAGCUCUGGGGUGCUUGUGCCGCUCCAGGGAACCGACCUGGUGGUCUUUCGGCACGCCAAAUGAUCUUGAUGGGCCUCCAAUUCUGCUCCCAGCUGGACUUCCACCACUCCAUCGAGGAGCAGCAUAUCUUUCCGGUCUUGGCGAAGAAGAUGCCCGAAUUUCGAAAGGGCCUCGACUUGCUGCGCCAACAUGAGCAGAUUCAUGCCGGUCUCGAGAAGCUUGAAGCCUAUCUCGAGAGCUGUCGCUCAGGUGAACAAGACCUGCGACGUGAAGAGGUGAAGCGACUGAUGGAUGGCUUUGGCGAGGUGCUGUGGGCGCAUUUGGACGAAGAGGUUCAAACGCUCGGUGCGGAAAAUAUGCGCAAGCACUGGUCGCUCAGCGAGAUGCGACGACUUCCUAUGUGA
This is a messenger RNA of Penicillium alfredii, 549 nucleotides long. Its product is annotated as hemerythrin domain-containing protein. Lineage: Eukaryota; Fungi; Ascomycota; Eurotiomycetes; Eurotiales; Aspergillaceae. The transcript is spliced from 2 exons. The record is from RefSeq and is a predicted model, not a curated record. Bases 1 to 549 code for a protein of 182 amino acids.